Molecule: messenger RNA, 2597 nt
Organism: Mobula hypostoma (lesser devil ray)
Lineage: Eukaryota; Metazoa; Chordata; Chondrichthyes; Myliobatiformes; Myliobatidae
Product: CXXC-type zinc finger protein 1-like
Exons: 15
Coding region: 304-2061 (585 amino acids)
Cellular component (GO): Set1C/COMPASS complex
Molecular function (GO): zinc ion binding; DNA binding
Source: RefSeq, a predicted model, not a curated record
CGGCGGCGCCGAGACCAUGAACCGCGAGUGAGGGCCAGAGCGGAACCGGGAACCCGAGGCGGAGGGUCGGAGCGGGGCCGGGAACCGGAGGCGGAGGGUCGGAGUGGGACCGAGAACCGGAGGCGGAGGGUCGGAGCGGGACCGGGAACCGGAGUCCGGAGGGUCGGCGCGGAACCGGGAACCACGACCGAGGGCCAGAGCGGAACCGGGAACCAGAGUCCGGAGGGUCGGCGCGGGGCCCCGGGUCGGAGGCGGCCGUGAGCCGGAAGCUCCGGUUGUGGGGGGCGGGUCGUCGGGAAGAGGAUGGAGCGGCCGGUUGCAGUGACCGGUGAAUCGGUGGGCUUGGAGAUGGGGCGGCUGGCAGACUUGAUGGAGCCCGAGAUGGUGAACGCCCCUGUGUACUGCAUCUGCAGGCGGCCGGAUAUCAAUUGCUUCAUGAUCGGCUGUGAUGAGUGUAAUGAAUGGUUUCACGGAGACUGCAUCCAGAUCACCGAGAAGAUGGCCAAAGCCAUCCGCCAGUGGUACUGUCAGCAAUGUCGAGCUAAUGAUCCGACCCUCGCCAUCAAAUACCGGCAGAAGAAGGCGAAGGAGAAGGAACGGGCGGGCGAGGUGGCGAUUGAGAAGGAGAAGAGGAAAGAGCAGGGGGACGUGAGGCUGGACAAGAGGAAAGUAGCGGCAAAUCAAAUAAAGAGGUCUGCGAGGAUGUGCGGGGAGUGUGAAGCGUGCAGGCGAACCGAGGACUGCGGGCAGUGCGACUUCUGCAAGGACAUGAAGAAGUUCGGGGGCCCCAACAAGAUCCGGCAGAAGUGCCGGCUGCGGCAGUGCGAGAUCCGGGCGCGGAAAUUGCUGCGGGUGCGCGGCGACGAGCUGAUGAUCAUCAAGGAGCAGCUGGCGCAGGUGAAGACCGACCCCGAGUCCAUGUCUGAGGACGGAGACCACGGCUCAGCCCCGCACAUGUACCACGACUACGCCGCCUCGCUCAGCAGUGGCGACCAGAACAAGCCGUGGUUUAGCGAACCUGAGGACCCUCUGUUCAUCGAUCCGCCGUUGCGCAAGCGCGCGGUGAAGGUGAAGCACGUGCAGCGGAGAGAUAAAAAGUCGGAGAAAAAGAAGGAAGAGAAAUACCGGCGACACCGUCAGAAACAGAAACACAAACAGAAACACCGGCACUCCGACAAGGUUGAAAGCCGCGAGCCCAGCAACCUGAGGCAGUGCCUGGGCCCCAGUUGUGUACAGGCCGCCCGACAGGGCUCCAAGUACUGCUCCGAUGGCUGCGGGGUCAAGCUGGCUGCCAACCGGAUAUACGAGAUCCUGCCACAGCGGAUCCAGCAGUGGCAGCAGAGCCCCUGCAUCGCCGAGGAGCACGGUAAGAAGCUGCUGGAGAAGAUCCGGCGUGAGCAGCACCAGGCGCGCGGCCGCCUGCAGGAGAUGGAGCGGCGCUUCCACGAGCUGGAGAACAUCAUCGCCAAGGCCAAGCAGCAGUCCAUCAAGGAGGACGAGGAGGUGAACGAGGGUGACAGCGAGGAGGCUGACUUUCAGAUCUUCUGUGUGUCCUGCGGUCACCCUAUCAACCCCAAGACGGCCAUGAAGCACAUGGAGCGCUGCUAUGCUAAGUACGAGAGCCAGACCUCAUUUGGAUCCAUGUACCCAACCCGUAUCGAGGGGGCCACUCGGUUGUUCUGCGACGUCUACAACACCCAGAGCAAGACCUACUGCAAGCGGCUGCAGGUCCUGUGUCCCGAGCACUCCCGGGACCCCAAGGUGUCGGCGGAUGAGGUUUGUGGCUGCCCACUGGUGAAGGAUGUCUUUGAGUUGACGGGUGAAUUCUGCCGUGUGGCCAAACGCAAAUGCAACAAACAUUAUUGCUGGGAGAAACUGCGUCGGGCGGAGGUGGACCUGGAGCGUGUGCGAGUGUGGUACAAGCUGGAUGAGCUGUUUGAGCAGGAGCGGAAUGUGCGAAUGGCUAUGGCGUACCGGGCGGGUCUCUUGGCCCUGAUGCUACACCAGACCAUCCAGCACGACCCAGUAACGACAGACCUACGAUCCAACAAGGAGCGCUGAUGGCCUGUGGCGCCAGGUCCCAGCGACAGAUCUGAAGGGAGGCGCUGCAACCAGAUGCCGGGAUGAAGUGUGAAUCCUUGCGCCUUGCCCCAGCGCUGCCGAUCUCACUGGGGAGGAGUCGUUGCCCUGCCACUUCGUCAAACCCGGAACCAGACCUCCGCAGCACCUCUCCCACCCACACCCACUAAAAACUCCUUCGACUUCUUUCCAGAGGGAUGAGAACUGUUGUCCAUUUACUGUGGAGGGAGUCGCUGGGACUGAGGGAAUGUCUUGCUGGAGGUGAAGGCGUUCUGUCACUGCGUCGCCACGUGGUUAUCUGACCAGGCUGAACCAUGCCUCCCACGUGCCUGGAACUGAAAGAAACUUUCUCCUCAUCCUGCCCCCAGACCUGACAGUUUCCACAGUUCCCUCGGGUGCUUGAACCGUGUACAGAACCUGACUGUAAACUGCGUGUGUUUUUUUCCUCGUCUGGCAGCACUCGCUGUCCUAUACCCUGAAUAAAACAAGUGCCUGUCUCUUUCUUAACCCUCCAGUCU